Lolium perenne is the source of this 669-nucleotide messenger RNA. The record is from RefSeq and is a predicted model, not a curated record. Lineage: Eukaryota; Viridiplantae; Streptophyta; Magnoliopsida; Poales; Poaceae.
AUGUGGCCAAACCUUUUCCCCAAGAAAGAGGAGAUGUGUCUCACGAAGCGCCACGUCUGCUCUGGCGACUCGGGAGGCGAUUGGGAACUUGCCCUCCCGGAGCGCCGCCGCCGUCGCUCUGGCCGCACCCAGGGGGGUCGCCGGACGCCGGCUCGUCAAGGCAACAGGUUUGCUGUCCUCUCCCCCGUCUGCUCUGAGGUCGAGGACUCAGAAUCGGACCUCUGCGCUUCGGUCGCCGCCGGGUCUUCGCCGCCGCCGCCUGCCUCUGCGCUGAAUCUGGGGAGAUUCUGGCCAGAUCCGGCAGGGCGGGCGCCGUCGCCGUCGCCUUCGUCCGCUUCCCCAAGGGAGGGGAGCCCCGAGCCUCGUCCCUCUGCUCCGAAGCCGCCGCCGCCGCCGUUGGGUUCUGCCCACUUCCCGCCGCUCCCCGGGGUCCAAGUUCGGGGACGGAGUUCCCCUGCCGCCGGGGGAUGCGGGAGCCGGGGGGUGGGUCCGUCGUCGUUCCGUGUCGGCGCCCUUAUUCUGGAGCUUCCUCCGUGCCCAGGGCGGCCGGAGCCGAGGGAGGCACCGCCGCCGCCUCUAGGGUUUGCCCCCAGUGGGGGGAGCCCGGACCUGCGUCGUGCGGGACCUGGUGGGCCGGCCCAGGGAAGCAGGCCUGCUAGGGAGGCCUAG